Messenger RNA from Linum trigynum, 3586 nucleotides. Lineage: Eukaryota; Viridiplantae; Streptophyta; Magnoliopsida; Malpighiales; Linaceae. The record is from the annotation of a GenBank genome assembly.
CAAAACUCAUGCAAGUAACCGAUUCCUAAAAAAAAUAUUCAAAACGCAUUGCAAUUUUCUCUUUGUUGUUAGAAAUUACUUCAAAAUUCAUUUUUAUUGCUCCGCUAUGAAAAACACUUUCUCCACAUAGCUUUAUCUUAAAGAAAUUAUAUAUUCAUCAUCAAUAGUCUCAUACUUCUUCUGCAUUUCAUCAAAAACUAAAUUUUAAGAGAAAGUGUUUGAAACUGUGAAACAUCUUUACAUGAUAGUAGAAUUUCACAUCAUCCAAAUCAUAAAUAUUAUCAUUCGCUCUUUCCUCCCACCAUUAAAAUUUACAUAUCUCAAUAAUGUUUCUACCUCCAUCACUGAAUUGACUACCUCUACUAUUAGCAUACUCUUCCUUCUUCUCCAACAUUUCACUGAAUGCAAAAAUCCAAACGCAAAAUGUUUAGAAUGGUGAAAACUCCAUUUUCAAGAACUUAAAUUUACCCAGUACAUGUCAUAAACUUUGUCUGAGAUUGCUUUUCUUCAUCCUUCGUUAUCUUCAAAAUUGUGUAUUUGCUUAUAGAUGCGUGGGGAUAAUCGACAAUGCAAGAAAGACAAUGAUAGCACGAAAGUAAAAAACACACAUAUUUACAUCACGAACAAAACGCAUGUAUGUGAACUAUAUAUAGUACUUCUUCAAAUGGUGUAACCCUGAUCUAAUAUGUAACUAUAUAAUAAAAAGAGAGACAAUGAAAAACUCAAAUAAGUUAAUUAACAAAAGUCGAAUUUGCAUCAAACACUUAACCAUAGAAUAAAAUAAUAUGAACAAACUAAACUUAUAUACCCACACGUCUCAACCCUCGCCCAAAUUUCACACUACCAAUUUCCUAACUAAAAUUAAUAAUAUAAUAAUUGGUUUAAUAAUAAUUUCCUGCUAAAGCUCGUUUUACAUUAGUAUAAUUAAUAAAAGUAUUUUAUUUGGACUUUUAUUAAUUAAAGGACACAAAUAUCCUUCCUAAAUUUACUUAGAAUGUAGGAAAUUUAGAAUUAAGCAUGUAUCCAUGGAGAACCUCUUUAUAUUAGUAUUAGGAUUAAUCAAUAACGACUAUUACAUCAUCCUGUUCUAACUGAUCAAUCAAAAAAACUUGGGGGCAUAUGAUUAAGGGGAUUCCUAUUGGUCGUGCUAAUAUUGUUAUCCAUCGUUCUAAAUUUAAUAUAUAUUUACUAUUUUGUCCAAUUUAAAAUUUUAAACCAAAUCAACAAACAAACCUCACCCAUACCACCUUCCUCUUUCGCUGCUAAUUCCCGUUGGAACCCUUAGCCCGGCAUUACCUUCCUCCCGCUGGCCCACCUCCACCGACCGUCGCUGACGAACAAAACAAUGCGCUGCCCUCCUGCCACAACCCACGACGAACCUACCUCCAGCGACAAGAAGACACUCGUCGCCCGACUGCGCCGCCGAUCCUCUUUUUGCCGGAAAAGACAACCGGAAAAGGUAAAACCGGCAAACCCUUGUUCCACGUUCAUCUCCCUCCAAACUACCUCUGCUUUUUGUGAUUCUCAGGCGAUGUCGGCGUGUAGAAACUACGGCAGGUUGGGAGCCGAGCAAGGGGGAGCGAUGGGAGCUGAGCAAGGCAGCAGGAUAGAAGCAGAUUCGUCGGACGUAUGACAUACAAGCCUGAUUAAGAGGAAUGACGAUGUGUCGCUCUGUUUCGGUUCGCCGGCGGGAUGGCAGAGCAUGUUGGGAUGAAUAGCUUUGAAAAGUUAUAAAUGAAAUUCCUAAUGAAUUAUCUAGUAUUUUCUCAUAAUACUUAAAUAAGAUGAAUAAUUAAUAAAAGAAAUAUUAUGGAGAUAAUUAGGAAUAAUUAUCUUAAUAGAUUAUAUUUUAAUUAUGAGAGUAAUUAUCUCCCUAAUUAAAAUAUGACUUAUUCCCAAAGAAAGAGGGAAUAUUCUGGGUUUUCUGCUCCUAUAAAUAGGAGACGCCCCAGACCCUCUAAACACACCUCAGAAGAGCAGAAACACGAGAGAGAGAGAGAGAGAGAGAGAGAUAGAGUUCAUAGAGCUCCGGUUUACGCACAAAACCGAUGAGCAACAAAUCAGAAUGGUUGUUUUAUCCUGGAGGCGACCGGCUGAUAGUCUGUUGUGCGAAUAACGAGGCAGUGUCGCGAACGUCUUAAAGAGAGCGACCUAGUCCGCGACUCAGCCAAAUCAGUAACUCUAAAUUUUCUGUUCAGUUUCCAACAAUUUUAAGACGUUUGGCAACUGUUAUAGCGACCGAACAAAUUGCCGACCUGGCUCAAGUGAGAUCCUCGAUCUAUAAGCACACCUAUUUGAUUGGAAUUGGAUCGAUUGACGCCGAGGUCGAGGAAUAGAGAUCGAGACUUUCGCUUGCAUCAGGAUCCUGACAUGGAUGCCUUUCCUCCGGCCUAGCAUCAUGACGUGGAACGGUGGAAGCAGUAGCCGCCAAAUAAUGGCGAUUGAAAGAGACAGGGAGGCCUUUAAAAUAAUUUUGUCCAGAGUAUUUUGUGCAAUGCAGGUCUGCAUGUGAAAAGUGAAUUAAUUCCCUCCGACUCCUUGGCGGUGGCGUGGGAUGAGAGGAUUUUGGGCCAUUUUCUAGAAGAAAUUGAAUAAGGUAAUUCAAGGCGGAGAGUAGGAACAAUAAACUCUAAGCCUUUUGGUGGGAUCUAUAGAGAGGGAAAACGUAUUGCCUUCCGGAACCGGCCAACUGCUGGAAGUCGGUCAACAGAAGCCGCCCGGGAAUGAGGGUUUGCGAGAAUUGAAUGGGCCAAACCCCAAGGCAAUUCGGUCCAUAGCAAGCUAGCUCCCUUAUCUGCCUUUCAAUUUCGUCCCGGGCCAAGUCAAUGAAAGAAUGCCUCGGGUCCAUUUAAUCUACCCAUUCAUUUAAAGAGGGCCAAUACUAUGGUGCCGCUAUUAAAAGUGCGGCACCGGUGUGCCGCUGCUUUUUGAUUGGUCCACAUAGAAUGUAGUAAAAGUGGCGUGACUGCUUGGGUUUAUUAAUGGUCUGCUCAAGCCCAAUGGACAUGAGCCAGGUUCAGACCGGCCACUCCCCACGGAAACUUAAAAGAAAAUUCAGUAAAAUCAAGCGUCGUCUUUCUCGCUUGGCCGCUCGGAGCCACCGACUGACUGUCAAAAUAAUUCCGUCGACUAUUCUAUGGCUGAUCCAACCGCUCUCUACCAUGCCUCCACUAUAAUCAUUCACUGUCUUCCUCACUCCCCUCAACUCCGGAUUUUGCAGCAGAUGGUGACAAUUUCAGUUUGUGAUCGAUUUCUGUUAUCACUUUUCAGUCGUCAAUUCCUCUUCUCCACGGGAAUUGAGAGUAGUAUAUUAAUGCAGUAAUGUUUUUCGCUUUUCCUUCUUUAAUUCAACUUAAUUUUCUCCAUGUUGAUGAAUCACUAGGUCAUCUAUUCCAUGUGAUUCAUGCAUUCCAUGCAAAGGGAAGUCAGAGACGUAGCUAAGCAAGAGAAGUCCAAGCUGUUGCUACCUUUACGUGGAGAAUAGGAUUAGGAUGUUUGGUUUGUUUGAAUUGUUAUUUGUCAUUAUUAGAUUAGAUGCUUGCUAGCCAUGUCGGUUAGGAUUGGAUGAUAAACGAGAUCACCUUAA